Molecule: messenger RNA, 1329 nt
Organism: Funneliformis geosporum
Lineage: Eukaryota; Fungi; Glomeromycota; Glomeromycetes; Glomerales; Glomeraceae
Source: the annotation of a GenBank genome assembly
AUGAAAAAUUAUUCUAUUCGUGAGAUCAGAAGUUUAAAAAAUGAACUUUAUCUUCCCAUUCGUAUUAAUCAACUAAAAACGCCUCCUCAACUUCCAACCGAUAUUUUGCAUGAAAUAUUUAAAUAUUUGACACAUUCUAUUGCUUUAAAUUCUACUUUAUUAGUAUGCCAUCAUUGGAGUGAAGUUUGCGUUCCAUUUUUAUGGAGGAACAUUCGGAAUUAUAAAACUUUAAUAAGUUGUCUUCCUAAUGAAUCAAAAGAACUAUUACGUAGAAAUGACAUCAUCAUUCCAACCUCGACUCCAUUUUUUAAUUAUACACAAUUUAUUAAAUUCCUUUCGAUUGAAAAGACCUCUUUGAUUGGACUAGGAUUUGAAUCAAACCAUUUUCAGGAUGUUACUUAUUCCACCUAUCCUGGAACCGUUCGUUGUUUAAAGGAUCUUUCGGAAUUAACCUGCACUUCAGAUGUUUUUUCGGAAUUUUUUUAUCACAUCUUUAAAAUAUGUAAAAAUUUACGUUUGAUUAAAUUGGUGAUAGUUGAAUGUAAUAUUACGAGAAGUUUGAGUGAUCUAUUUUCUGCUAUGAAAGAUUUAAAACACAUCAAGAUAGUCCCAAAUUGUGGGUGGGAUGAUUUUACGGAAUACUUAUGUGAGCUUCCAAACUCUCUCAUCAAGCUGGAAAUUUAUGCGCAAGAAAAUUUCAUGUCAUUAUCAAAGGUUGAAAGAUUAAAAAACUUGGAAGAGAUAACAUUAUGUUUUAAUGAUGUAGAUUCUUUUGAAGGGUUUGAAACAUGUCAUUUUCCAAGAUUAAAAAUCUUUGAACUUCAAAAAGCAUCCCCAGAUGGAGAACGUUUAACUGAAUUCUUGGAGAUUAAUGGAAAUCAACUAGAAGAGCUUUACCUUGGGUCCAGUGAUAGCUUGACAAAUUUGGCUAUCUUUAAAAAUUGUCCAAACCUUAAAUCGCUAUAUACACCAUUUUUGAAUGAAGAAGAUGAAACUUUAAAAAUGAUUUUACUUAACUGUCAGAAAUUGGAGCAUGUUAGAUUUUGUUGUGGUACCGACUAUUUGAGUGAAAGUACAAUAUUGGAUCUCGUCGUGACUCAUGCGCCAGAAAAUUUUUACGGGAUAAGCUUAUAUUAUCCAAAAGGUCAAGAUACAGGUUUACUUUCAUAUGAUCUAAAUAACUUUUUUAUAAAUUGGGCGAUACGUAAACCGUUAAAAUUAAUUGUUUUCAGUUUAGUCAAUGCAAGGAGAGCACUUGCAAACCCGAAAAUUAUAGAUGUGUUUGAAAAAGACGAGUUUGAUGUUAUUAAAAGACUUCAAAUUUUUUAA